This is a messenger RNA of Apis mellifera (honey bee), 6319 nucleotides long. Its product is annotated as serine/threonine-protein kinase STE20. The record is from RefSeq and is a predicted model, not a curated record. The transcript is spliced from 11 exons. Gene Ontology annotation, molecular function: ATP binding; protein serine/threonine kinase activity. Bases 791 to 5797 code for a protein of 1668 amino acids. Gene Ontology annotation, biological process: protein phosphorylation. Lineage: Eukaryota; Metazoa; Arthropoda; Insecta; Hymenoptera; Apidae.
GAUCCAUAAAUUUUAAUUCAAUUUUGUGAUUCAAUUUAAAAUGGAAUCGGAGUAGUCGUCAAUCGAUGGAAAUUCGAGGAUAUUUCUCCAAGUGCGGCGUUUGAACACUGUGAACGAGUCGCAUAGCUGACGUUUGAACAUCGCUAGUUUUGAUCGCGACACGUUUCCUAUGAAAUAAUGUAUCAUAUCCGGGCGUUCGAUCAACGUGCUGGACGAAGAGGGAAUCGAAAAGAAGAUUCAUCUUCCACUUUUUGCUCGAGUAUUAGUCAUAAAAUUUGAUGAUAAAUUCCACUUGAUCGAAAACGCAUGGCCUCAUCGAGAGAAGAUGAGAAGAGGAGUUGCAGAAGAGUAUUGCAGUGUCUUCUAUCUUUUUCAUCCUUGAAAAAUUUCUGUGAAAAAUUCGAAAUUAUUCCUCUUCUGAAUUGAUUGAUAUUGUGACAGAUUCUUCGGUGUUUAUUUGUUACAAUUAAUAUCAUUGAAAAAAAUGUGACACGCACAAAUACUGGCCAAAUGUUUCUUUUCCAAAGCAGAGUCAAUAAAUUUUGAAAUCAAUUCGAUCGAUGCUUCGUGCGCAGCGUACCGAGAUGAAGAUGUUGCUGGCCGAUGAGCGAAAAUUCUUUUGCCAUUACGCGGCGAUAUGUUUUGUAAUUCAAGGCGGGAAAUUAGAAAGAUAGCAUCAUCGACCGGGCACGACCGGAAGAAUUCAUUACUGUUUGUCUGCAUCAUCUGGAGGAACUUGAUCAAAUAUCGCCAAAUAAGUGAGAGAAGGUAAAGAAAGUGGAUAAGGAAAAUGAUGUUUACCGCUGGUGCCCAUGCAAAAAAGCGUAACGCUGGCAGCGGUUCUGGCCGGAAGUCUUCCGCGGAUCGUAGGAGUCCGCAAACUCAUGUGAGCUCGGAAGGGUACACUUACAGGACUAGAAUUCCAAUACUAAAUCCAACGGAUCUUCCACCAGCAAGCUCUAUAGGGAAGACGUAUGUGUACAAAACCAGGGUUCCUCGAAGGGACAUUGUAGUUGGAUCUUCUCCACGUGAAACGAAUAAUAUCGGUGGGGGAGCAAUUACAAAAAGAAGAGGCGCGGUGAAACACAACAAAGUGCAUGUGGUUCGAGGUCACAAAUUAGUUGCAAAAUUCUUCAGUCAACCAACAUUCUGCGCUUUUUGCAAGGAUUUUCUUUGGGGCUUUGGGAAGCAAGGAUACCAGUGCCAAGCCUGCCAAACAGCGGUGCAUAAGAAGUGCCAUGAUAAAUUGUUAACCAAGUGCCCGGAAAGUGGCAAGCAAUCCGAGAACACGAUAUACUUGAGGGAGCGUUUCAAGGUAGAUGUGCCUCACAGAUUUCGCCUUCACACAUUUAUGUCUCCGACGUUUUGUGAUCAUUGUGGUUCCAUGUUAUACGGCUUUUUUCGACAAGGUGUCAGAUGCGACGGUACGAAUCGUCUACGGCGGGACAGGCCCACGAUCAAGAUCAGGUGCCAAGCGUUGAAGGACAAUCCCGCCUUGCGGCAGCACAACGAGAGGCACGAGAAGUCUGUGGGCGAAUUGCUGGUCGAGAAGUUUCUGAUCAAGGACAAGAAGUUGGAGGAGGAGAAUGAAAAGAAGCGACGGCAGCAGCGUCUCUUCCAUCAGAUCAGUCUGGACAGGGAGAGGGACAAGGAGAAGCAAGAGAAGAAAGAAGAAGAGGAAGAAGAGGAGGAAAUGGACGAGGAGCGAGAUCUGCAACAGGUGAAGAACAAGAUCACUAGAAGAUUCACGAGGAGGCGGUCCUCGGCGGAUAUUCAAUUGGAUGCCGAACAAAUUGAGAGGAAGGUGGCCUACGCUCAGGUCCAGGCGAAGGUAUUGGACAGCUUGGUGGCCGAGGAGCAAGCUGAGAUCGAGAACGAGGUGCGCAGAGGGACGUUGAUCAAGAAGGGGCGGAAACCUGUCCCUGGCUUCUUCAGGAACGUGGACGGCGAUUCCGUGUCGCAGAGCGAGGAGGAGGCUGCGGCGCAAAAGAUGAGGAAGACGUUGAAGAAGAUGAAGAAGAGGAAGAAAACCACCGAGAAACCUUCCCCUCCUGAAACGAACGAGGAUUGUUCAAGGUUGUGUCAAUCAGACGUCCCGAACAACGAGGAGGAAAUUGAAAAAUCCAACACGUUCAACGUUGAAUCCAACAGCGUCCCGGAUUUCUCUGCAGCCGUCUGGAACGGUGGAGGCGUGGAACAGUUCAGGGAAAGCGUGAGGAUACCAAUACCUAAAAAAGUACCCAUGGAGAAAUUAGACAAACGCCAUAUCGAAGAGGAGAAAGAAGAAGAAGAGGAAGAAAGGGAGUAUGAAGUUGUGUUACCUGUGAAGAAGCCUUACGUGAAGGACACUUCGAGAAACAGCGUUUACUUCACGGUGAAGACACCUCCGGAGGCGGCGACCAGGAAGAACGACCCCCUGAAGAAAUUCGAAAUUAGCACGAAAUCCGGAGAAGGGGAUACGAUUAAUCGUGUCUUACCCGCGAAAUCUAUCCCCGUUGAUGGGGAUAAAAUAAUCGGGAAACAAAAGAAAACGGUCGGGUUUGCCGGGGGGACGAAGUUGGAAGAAUCGACGAUGGGGAAGGUUGCGUCGAAGCAAAAGAAGAAGAAAACGAUCGACGACGGUCCGUCAUCGAGGAUCGAGGCGAGCAGCGUGACGCCAAGUGUUGACCCGUUGGCGAGCGAGAGCAGCGCCGGUGAAGCGCUUCCAUCGGGCGCGGACAGGCUGCCAAAAGCGUCUAAAAUUAAUACGGAUGAAAAUAAUGCCGUAGAAGCGCCAAAGCGUGUGUUAAGAGGAGCGCAGUACCUGGCAAACCCGACGAAAGCCGAGGACGUGGCGGUGUUGUCUGACUUGUCGGGAAACGUGGUGGACGAAGCCGUGACCUUGAACGCCACCCGCGCCGCGCCUCCUGGUGGGAAGACGGCGGGGAGGAUAGGCGAACCCGUGGAGAUCCUCGGGAGAGACGAUGCAUCGUCGAGCGCCGCCGAUGACGCAACCGAGCAACUCGUGACUGAAAAAAAGAUUAUUCUAGAGGGAACUGAAGGUGACGCGCAAAAGAAAGAACCUAGGAUCGAUGAGGUCGAUGAGAAUGGGAGGGAGGAAGUGAGGGGAAGCUCGAUCGAUCGAAAAAUGGUUAAACUGGAUAUUUCGUUGCUCGAAUUGGGGAAGGAAAAGAAGGUCGAGGUAAUCGAUAAAGAGGCGUCGAAGAGAGGAGUUGAUAUUAAGAUCGAGGAUAAGGAAUCGAAGAUAGAUAAUGAGCCUGCCUCGAUGACGAUGGAUCAAAAGUCUUUGAAACAAUUCAUUCCCGUGGAUGAGAAUAAAAUAGAGAAGAUGGUUAACGGAGAGAAGUUCGAAAGUUUGUCCAAAAGCACGUCCUCGGAAUCUAUAGACUUCUGGAGCGAGAUCAAGGGGCCGGACAGUCCUAAAUCGGGGGGGAGAUUGUCCAACGGGGGAUUCAGUUUCGUAGAUUCGAAGAGCUCGGGUCAAGGGGUUGAGGACCUCGGAGGCGGGCAACUGGAAAAGAAAAAAGAGACCGAGGCUAAAAUAAGCGUCGCCAGUCCGCCGACCGAGCUCAGUAAUAUCCACGUAAUCCACGAGGAGGAACGGAGGACCGAGGAGAAUUCGUCGAAAUCCAAGAGCGAAACCCUUUCGUCGAUCAGACUCGAAUUGGAUAAAGGCGAUUCUGCCAUACCUAAGAAAGAGAGGUUGAAGAAAAAGAAGAAUCUGUCCAUAAAUAUUAACCAAGCGCAGACAGAAGCUUACUCCACGGUAAAGAAAGCACUUUUGAAGAGGGAAGAUUCGACCGUUUCUUCCAACUCUGUCGCCAGCACUCCGGACACAUCCGUCCCAGCCUCCGAAGUUUCCACCCCGAUCGCGGAAAUUUCUCUCCCCGUAAUAAACAUCGAGAACGUGUCCACCUCCCCUGUCAAUUCUCUCCUCGAUUCUCAAAUUUUGGACGAGGAGGAUGAGCCGAAAACACCUACCAACGAGUGGGCGGACGUCGAAUCUCAAUCCAAGAUCUCCAAGUGGAACGAUGAAAAUGUCAACAGCGUUGAGAGAGAAGUCGUUCAGGAGGAGCCUUCCAAGGACACGAGCGUGAACACCAGCCCUGAGGGUAGCCCGGAAUCCUCUAAGAAGAAGAAGGUGGUUAGGAAAAAGAAGUCUUCCACGAUCAAGAAAAGUUCCGGUAAGAAGGAAAGCGGCAAAGAUAGCGGGAAAAAGAACGCUUCCGGCAAGAAGAGCUGUUCGUCCAAGGGUCAGGAGAUAUCGAAGCCGGUCGAAGCGAAUUCCUGCAAGAAUAGCCCUAAAAACGCGCCUUCCCAACGCCCCCUGGAUCUCAUCAGGAUGUUCUACACAACCCCAUCCGCGUUGCUAACCGCCACGCCCAGAGAUUUGUCCAAGGUUCGGCGGGCGAAGAUCAAGAGAAGGAAGCAUCAUUCCAGGACACCAUCUGUGAGCAGCGACAGCACGGGGAGCACAACCAGCACAGCGACCACGGAGAGCAGCGGAUCAACGUGUACGGAGCUGGACGAUGAUCCAGAACACAAGAGAAUGAAUUCCACAAGGAGCAACGAUUCAGGCUUCGAUGGCUCGCCAAGGAUAUCCAAUUGCGACAUGGCCUGCCACAAGAAAUGCGAGAAACUGACUGGAAAUCUUUGCGGAUUGAAUCAAAAGCUUGUGGCGGAAGCCUUGCAGUCCCUCAAGAGAGCACCUUCACAGUCGUCGGACAACCAGAGGAAUUCAGACUCUUCAGAUCAUUUCCCCAGUGGAAGGAUCACCCCGCCGGCCACAAACCUGCCUAGGUUCAAAAAAUACAACGUGACAGACUUUAACUUUUUAAAAGUCCUAGGAAAAGGUAGUUUUGGAAAGGUGUUGUUAGCCGAACUGCGGGGAACAGAAUGCGUCUACGCGGUGAAAUGUUUGAAGAAAGAUGUGGUCCUCGAAGACGACGACGUGGAAUGUACGCUGAUAGAAAGGAAAGUGUUGACGCUCGCCACGAGGCAUCCGUACCUCUGCCACCUGUUCUGCACCUUCCAGACGGAUUCCCACUUGUUCUUCGUGAUGGAGUACCUGAACGGCGGCGACUUGAUGUUCCACAUUCAAAAGUCGGGUCGUUUCCCCGAGCCAAGGGCCCGAUUUUACGCGGCGGAAAUCUGGUCAGGCUUGAACUUCUUGCACAAGAAAGGGAUAGUGUACAGAGACUUGAAAUUGGACAACGUGCUGCUAGAUUAUGAGGGGCAUAUCAGAAUAGCCGAUUUUGGCAUGUGCAAGCUACAAAUUUUCCUCGACAGAACCGCAGAUACAUUCUGUGGCACGCCUGAUUACAUGGCCCCCGAGAUCAUAAAGGGGUUAAAGUACAAUCAAGCGGUAGAUUGGUGGUCGUACGGCGUGCUUCUGUACGAGAUGCUCACGGGACAGUCACCAUUCUCCGGUUGCGACGAGGACGAGCUAUUUUGGAGUAUAUGCAACGAAAGACCGUUCAUACCACGUUACCUGAGCCAAGAUUCGACCGACAUAUUGAUCGCCCUUCUGGAAAAGGAUUCUGGGAAAAGACUUCCCGGCCACGAGAUAGCGUUGCACUCCUUCUUCCAAACAUUACCGUGGGACAGAUUGGAAAGGAGGCAACUUGAACCACCUUUCAAGCCAGCUUUGGACCAUACCUUGGACACCAAAUAUUUCGACACUGCGUUCACUGCUGAGAGACCUCGAUUGUCUCCUGUACCUGAGCAAAUCCUUGCUUCCAUGGAUCAAGGCGUCUUCCGUGGAUUUUCCUAUACAAAUCCAAAUGCAACAGACUGAAAAAAGAGAGAGAGAAAAAAAAACUAUCAAAGACACGCUACGAUUUCAAAGCUUCGUACGUUGGCAGCAUUGAACGUGAUAUUUUUUUUGUUUUGCGAUGUUGAUCGCAAUGUUGAAGAUCGUUUGAAAAUUGAUUCGAACGGAUCGAUAAGAUGGUUAUGUAAAAUACUGUUUUUAUAAAACGAAACGAAAAACGUUACCUUGGAAUAUAUCAGAGACAGACAAAUGACCGAGAAGUCAUCGAUCGAGUCAUUGAUGGAUAAUGACGUGCUUCAAAAGAGAAGCGGUUUUACCAAAAAAAAAAAGUCAAUGUUCCUAAAAACGCUUCUGGUGAUAGACAAUGAUAGAUUUUUAUAAAGUAGCGAAUAUAUCGAUUAAGAAUUAACUUAGAUCGACCAUCGAAUGGAAAUUAAAGAUUAGAAUUUUACCAUGUUUAUUACGAAGUGAAACUUAAUCGGUCAGGGAACACGAUUAGACUCUGGUUUCUUUCUUUUUUUUAAGCGUUCUUUUUCUAGGAAAAAA